Messenger RNA from Podospora pseudopauciseta, 210 nucleotides. RefSeq lists its product as uncharacterized. The coding region runs from base 1 to 210 and encodes 69 amino acids. The record is from RefSeq and is a predicted model, not a curated record. The transcript has 2 exons. NCBI's taxonomy places the organism in Eukaryota, Fungi, Ascomycota, Sordariomycetes, Sordariales, Podosporaceae.
AUGGCCACUUGUGGCGGUGGGCUGGGUGGAGGGGCGGCAGUGACGAUUGGGCGCCAAACAAGCAGCAGCCCAGCGGCUGGGUCCCGCCUGAAAAUUCGCGGUGGUCCCAGCGUUGCGCCCCCCUCCCCUGCUCGCUCAGCUUUUGGCGUGGGCGUCCUCGGCACCUAUCGAAUCGAAAUCCGCCUUUCGCCCCGGCCUUCUUCGACGUAG